AUGUCGAGCGAGAACCAGGCCGGUGCCGCUGCCCCGGAGCAGCUGGUAACCUCUGUGAAGAACAUGAGCGUAAAAGAAAAGCCUGAGAAAAAGUCCAAGGGUGGAAAUGUCACGACUGGGCCCCUCGAAGUGCGUUACAACGAGGCUCUAACAACAGUUCGAACCACGCCCCGCUCACGUAUUGACAUGUUUGAGCGCGUCAAGGCGGAGCAAGAUGCUGCUCGUGCAGCAGCUGAGAGGAGUCCUAUCGUGAUCACGAUGCCUGAUGGCUCGACACGCGAGGGCACGAAGUGGGAGACGUCGCCCAUGGAUGUCGCUAGGCAAAUUUCCAAGAGCCUCAGUGAGCGAGUCGUGAUUUCGAAGGUGAAUGGCCAGUUGUGGGAUUUGGAACGUCCUCUGGAGGAUAAUGUGACUUUGGAGCUGCUCGAUUUUGAGCACCCGGAGGGCAAGCGUGUGUUCUGGCACUCGUCGGCGCACGUUUUAGGUGAGGCGGCUGAACGCCACUAUGGCUGCCACCUGUGCAUUGGUCCGCCAACAGAUGACGGAUUCUACUACGAGAUGGGUAUGGGCGACAGUGGUGAUCGUGUCGUCAAAUCAGAGGACUUUGAUCCGCUGGAGAAGCUCAUGAACCUCGCGGUAAAGGAGAAGCAGCCUUUUGAACGUGUGGUGAUGACCAAGGAGCAGCUCUUGGAAAUGUUCAAGUACAACAAGUACAAGGUGCACAUCAUCAACUCCAAGAUUCCUGACGGUACCUCGACGACUGUCUAUCGCUGCGGUCCAAUGAUUGACUUGUGUGUGGGACCGCACAUUCCUCAUACAGGCCGUAUCAAGGCGCUGACUGUGUUGAAAAACUCGGCUUCCUACUUCCUGGGUGACCAGAAGAACGACUCGCUGCAGCGCCUAUAUGGUAUUUCGUUCCCCGACAAGAAGCAGAUGACCGAGUACAAGCAUUUUUUGGCCGAGGCUGCGAAGCGCGACCACCGACGAAUUGGCAAGGAGCAAGAGCUGUUCAUGUUUCACGAGCUGAGCCCAGGCAGUUGCUUCUGGCUGCCGCACGGUGCACGCAUCUACAACACGCUCCAGGAGUUCAUUAAAAGCGAGUACCGCAAGCGUGGCUUUGACGAGGUGAUCAGCCCGAACAUGUAUAAUUCGAAAUUGUGGGAGACGUCGGGUCACUGGGCCAACUACAAAGACGACAUGUUUACGCUGCAGGUGGACAAGGAGACGUUUGCAUUGAAGCCGAUGAACUGCCCUGGCCACUGUCUCAUGUUCGGGAGUCGCGACCGCUCAUACAAGGAGCUGCCGAUGCGCUUUGCCGACUUUGGCGUGAUCCACCGCAACGAGGCGAGUGGUGCACUGAGUGGUCUGACGCGAGUGCGGCGCUUCGUGCAGGACGAUGCGCACAUCUUCUGCCGGGCUGAGCAGAUCGAAUCAGAGAUGAUCAACUGCUUCGACUUUCUGCAGACCGUGUACGGCCACUUUGGCUUCUCGUUUAAGAUGGAGCUGUCGACGCGCCCUGAAAAGUUCCUGGGUGAUAUUGCCACCUGGGACGCAGCUGAGCAGCGCCUUGCGGCUGCCCUGGACAAGUUCGUGCCGGGUAAAUGGGAGCUGAACCCUGGUGAUGGUGCCUUCUAUGGUCCCAAGAUUGAUAUCACCAUUAGUGAUGCUAUGCGCCGCCAGCACCAGUGUGCUACGAUCCAACUCGACUUUCAACUGCCGCAACGCUUCAACCUGGAGUACAAGACGCCGCAGGGCGCUGCGGAGGCAGAGAAGCACACCGAGCGUCCCGUCAUGAUUCAUCGUGCGGUCGUUGGCAGUCUGGAGCGCUUCAUUGCCAUUCUAAUUGAGAACUUUGCGGGUAAAUGGCCUUUCUGGCUCUCGCCUCGCCAGGUACUUGUCGUGCCUGUGACGCAGAGCGUGUACGACUAUGCGCAGGAAGUGACAGGUCUACUGUGGGACCAGGGCUUCUUUGCGGAUGCCGACCUGUCGGACAACACGCUGAACAAGAAGAUCCGCAAUGGCGAGCUCGCGCAGUACAACUUUGUGUUUGUCGUGGGCCACGAGGAGAAGGCUACCCGCAGUGUCAAUGUGCGCAACCGUGACAAUGACCCGAAUGUCGCCAAGGGCAAGACCGAUACGAUUGCACUGGACGUGGUGCUUGGCAAGCUGCAGCAGCUCAAGGCGACCCGUGCUCUCGCGAAUCAGCUUCCGUAG
This is a messenger RNA of Malassezia sympodialis ATCC 42132, 2214 nucleotides long. RefSeq lists its product as uncharacterized. Gene Ontology annotation, molecular function: threonine-tRNA ligase activity; ATP binding. Bases 1 to 2214 code for a protein of 737 amino acids. Lineage: Eukaryota; Fungi; Basidiomycota; Malasseziomycetes; Malasseziales; Malasseziaceae. Gene Ontology annotation, cellular component: mitochondrion; cytoplasm. The record is from RefSeq and is a predicted model, not a curated record. Gene Ontology annotation, biological process: threonyl-tRNA aminoacylation. The transcript is spliced from 2 exons.